Cladophialophora psammophila CBS 110553 is the source of this 2358-nucleotide messenger RNA. Its product is annotated as heat shock protein 78, mitochondrial. Gene Ontology annotation, molecular function: ATP hydrolysis activity; ATP binding. Gene Ontology annotation, biological process: cellular response to heat. The transcript has a single exon. Bases 1 to 2358 code for a protein of 785 amino acids. Gene Ontology annotation, cellular component: cytoplasm; mitochondrial matrix. Lineage: Eukaryota; Fungi; Ascomycota; Eurotiomycetes; Chaetothyriales; Herpotrichiellaceae. The record is from RefSeq and is a predicted model, not a curated record.
AUGAACACCGCAAGGUCGACGCUCGUCCGGCGAGCAGUUCCGCGAACGUUACCGUCUUCAUUGCUCCGUCGAAGAGCCGCCCCUUUCCUAGUAUCCGGUGCAAGCUAUUCUGCGACCCCUCGCUUCGUCCCCCCAGCGGCCACGUUCGUUCGCACGUAUGCCAAUGGACGACCUCAUCCGCCUGGCGGAACCCAUCGCAUGAACAUGGGAGGCGAGCCUGAAAAGCCUGCGUUGGAAGAAUACGGCGUUGACCUGACAGCCCGAGCUAAAGACGGAAAAUUAGACCCUGUGAUUGGAAGAGAUGGGGAGAUUCACCGGACGAUACAGAUACUCUCGCGGCGAACGAAGAACAAUCCUGUCUUGAUCGGUGCUGCCGGAACGGGCAAGACUGCCAUUCUUGAAGGACUGGCCCAGAGGAUCGUAAGAGGGGAUGUACCUGAGAGCAUCAAGAAUAAGAGAGUCAUCUCUUUGGACCUGGGUCAGUUGAUAGCUGGUGCCAAGUUCAGAGGCGACUUUGAAGAAAGGCUUAAGAGGGUUCUUAAAGAGGUGCAAGACGCACAUGGCGGAGUUAUCCUUUUUGUCGAUGAACUGCACACGCUGCUCGGACUUGGAAAGGCCGAAGGUUCGAUUGAUGCCAGCAACCUCCUGAAGCCAGCUCUCUCGCGCGGCGAGCUACAAUGCUGUGGCGCCACCACCCUCAACGAGUACCGCCAAAUCGAGAAAGACGUGGCACUCGCACGGCGAUUCCAACCGAUCCUGGUUGGAGAGCCUUCAGUACAAGACACGAUCUCUAUCUUGCGCGGUAUCAAAGAUCGCUACGAAGUCCAUCACGGCGUCCGCAUUACGGAUAAUGCUCUUGUCGCUGCCGCCACAUACAGCAAUCGGUACAUUACAGAUCGUUUCCUACCUGACAAGGCUAUAGACCUCGUGGACGAGGCAGCUUCUGCUCUUCGCUUACAACAAGAGUCCAAACCUGACGCAAUUCAAAAACUAGACCGCGAGAUAAUGACCAUUCAAAUCGAGCUCGAGUCUCUGCGGAAAGAAACGGAUAUUGCUUCCAAGGAACGUCGGCAAAAGUUAGAGGAGACACUUGCAGAAAAGAAGAAGGAAGUGGAUCGUCUAACCGAGAUUUGGGACCGUGAGAAAGCAGAAAUCGAAGCCAUCAAGCGAACGAAAGAAGACCUGGAGAAGGCACGACAUGAGUUGGAGCAAGCUAGACGCGAGGGGAACUUCGCCCGCGCAGGCGAACUUCAAUAUGCGACAAUCCCCAAACUUGAAGCUCAAUUGCCCAGGGAAGGUGACGAAGUCACCACGACAACGAAGAAUGGAGAGACUCUGAUUCAUGACUCGGUGACUGCUGAUGACAUUGCCAACGUUGUGAGUCGAACAACAGGGAUCCCAGUCACCAAGCUUAUGGCUGGGGAAGUCGAAAAGCUUGUGAAGAUGGAAGACAAAUUGCGAGAGCAUGUUCGUGGCCAAGAUGAAGCCCUUACUGCAGUGGCCAACGCAGUCCGCAUGCAACGAGCAGGUCUAAAUGGCGAAAACCGCCCGCUCGGGAGUUUCAUGUUCCUGGGACCUACCGGCGUAGGAAAGACAGAACUCUGCAAACAGAUUGCCAACUUCCUCUUCAGCACAGAAUCUGCUGUGGUUCGAUUUGACAUGUCAGAGUUUCAGGAAAAGCACACUGUCUCGCGACUCAUUGGCGCCACCGCGGGCUACAUCGGGUAUGAGGAUGCAGGGCAGCUGACAGAGGCCGUUCGGCGCAAGCCGUACGCCGUCCUCCUGUUCGACGAGUUUGAGAAGGCCCACCGUGACAUCUCAAGUUUGCUGCUGCAAGUGCUCGACGAAGGUUUUCUCACAGAUAGUCAAGGCCACAAAGUCGACUUCCGAAACACUCUGAUUGUCUUGACCAGCAAUCUUGGUGCUGAAAUUCUGAUGGGUAGCGGCGCAGAUGUGGAAACAGUGACUCCCGAACAGAAGAAGGGAGUGAUGGAGGUUGUGCAAGCCUCCUACCCGCCCGAAUUCCUGAAUCGGAUCGAUGAGUUCAUCAUCUUCAACAAGCUGUCCAGGUCUGCCUUGCGAGACAUUGUGGACAUUCGGAUCCGCGAGCUUCAAGGGCGCCUUGAUGACCGCAGAAUAACUGUUGACGUUUCGCCUGAAGUCAAGGACUGGUUAUGCGAGAAGGGCUAUGACCCUCGAUAUGGUGCCAGGCCACUCAACCGCUUAAUACAGCACGAGAUUGGGCGAAGGUUGGCGGACAGGAUUAUCAGAGGCGAACUGAAGACAGGAGACACCGCGAAGGUUAUGGUGGCCAAGGACAGGGCCACCUUAGACUUGGAAGUUCAAGCAAAAGCUUGA